Messenger RNA from Amorphotheca resinae ATCC 22711, 474 nucleotides. RefSeq lists its product as hypothetical. Bases 1 to 474 code for a protein of 157 amino acids. NCBI's taxonomy places the organism in Eukaryota, Fungi, Ascomycota, Leotiomycetes, Helotiales, Amorphothecaceae. The transcript is spliced from 2 exons. The record is from RefSeq and is a predicted model, not a curated record.
AUGGACUACCGCCAGUUUUUGUUGCGGAAGCCUUACGCAAUUGAAUGUUUGGAUUUACCAGCUUUUGAUGUACCCCGACUAUGGGACGCCGGCUAUCCUCGUGCGGCACUUGGUGGUGGCCAGCAGACCUUAUUUGAAACCAAAGACUCUGCAACCCUGCACUCCUCCCAAUUUUUUGACGAAAUCUCAAAAAUAGCUAGAGACCCUGUGCAAAAAACCCCUAAGACGUCAAUCACGCCGAUUCUACCCCCCGUCAGACAGACAUCUGAGAGACGGGAAUCGAUAGAAGUUGACAAAGAGAUAAUUGUUCUAGCAAUGGACUACGAGACGGAGGAUGAGGAAAUGGAUGACGAGCCCCCUGCCGCUACGCCUGUCCUACACCUACCAUUAAGCAAACGCCCCGACCUGACCGCCCCGCAAGGGUGGGCUGCCGACGUUGAGGACUACGCCGCCCGGCUGGCCGCCAAAGCGUAG